Messenger RNA from Melitaea cinxia (Glanville fritillary), 2702 nucleotides. RefSeq names its product adenylyl cyclase-associated protein 1 (gene capt). The coding region runs from base 1 to 1881 and encodes 626 amino acids. Lineage: Eukaryota; Metazoa; Arthropoda; Insecta; Lepidoptera; Nymphalidae. Gene Ontology annotation, molecular function: adenylate cyclase binding; actin binding. The record is from RefSeq and is a predicted model, not a curated record. The transcript is spliced from 11 exons. Gene Ontology annotation, cellular component: cytoplasm. Gene Ontology annotation, biological process: regulation of adenylate cyclase activity; cell morphogenesis; cytoskeleton organization.
AUGGAAGAUGAAAGUGAUGGAUCGGAUCCAAAAUAUGUCCGUGAUUCCGCAAUAUUUGCCUUUGAGAACGAAGAAAUCAAUGACACUGAGGAAGCGGAAGAACUGACCUGUUCCGAAGCAGAUAACUUUAGAGCCAAAGAUACUUACUCUCCGAGCUCCAACGAUGAAGAAGAAGAAGAAGAAAAAAAGAACACAGUGCCAAAAAUAUUACUGCAUUUAUUAUUGCUAUUUGCAAUGGAAAACGAUAGUGCUAAUAGAAAUAUGAAGCAUUUGAUAGAAAUCUUUGAGGCUCGUAAAAAGUUGUCUGAAGAAGAGGAAGGUGCGGUCAAUACUGUUGUUAUUGAGGCUGAUCAAGGGAAACAGAGAAUGACUAAUAUUUUGCACGGUAGUGAAGUCGAGCAUACAGCGGCAGUUCAUAGUCCGGCUGCUGACCUCGAAUCUCUGAUAGAGCGUCUGGAGCGAGUGACUUCACGCUUGGAGCGCCUGCCAGUUUUGCGAGCUCACACGCCCACUCCGCCCUGCACUCCGGUACCAUCUGCCGCUACUGACAUAGCACCAGACUUUCAAACGGCAACAAUUAUAGAAACUGACAAUAUGAGCAUCAAUGGCUACCAGGAUCUGAUGCAGGGUCCCCUGCAAACGUACUUGGCAUUGUCGAAGCAGAUCGGCGGUGACAUCGCCACGCACGCUAACCUCGUCAACGAUGCCUUCCAAGAGCAGUUCCGCUACAUCCAAUUGGCGACAUCGCGAUCGAAGCCAUCUCAAGCGGAAGAGAUGCAGCUUCUCGCGCCUACUAGUGAAAAGAUCUCAUCGAUUCAACAAUACCGCGAAAAGAAUCGCGCCUCGCCGUUCUUCAACCACCUCUCCGCUAUAUCGGAGAGUAUUCCCGCCCUCGGUUGGGUGGCCGUGUCUCCUACACCGGCGCCUUACGUGAAGGAGAUGAACGACGCCGGCCAGUUUUACACGAACCGCGUGCUGAAGGAGUGGAAGGAGAAAGAUAAGACCCACGUCGACUGGUGCCGCGCUUGGGUUCAGCUAUUGUCCGACUUGCAAGCGUAUGUGAAGCAGUUCCAUACUACAGGAUUGGUAUGGUCUGGUAAAGGAAUCUCUUCAUCAGGUAAGAGCGCGGGUGUGCCGCCCCCUCCACCCCCCGGUGGUCUUCCUCCCCCACCACCACUGCCCGAGGUAGACUUCGCGAGUAUGCCAGCCGACGACCGCAGUGCACUCUUUGCAGAGAUCAACAAGGGAGAGGCCAUCACCAGCACUCUUCGUAAGGUGACGUCGGAUAUGCAGACGCAUAAAAACCCUCAAUUGCGGCAAGGACCGGCUCCGUUCAAGGCUGCAGCUCCGAAGGUUCCCACCAAAGCCCUGCCGACCCCAGGCGCCGGUGUACUGCCUGACAAGCCACCGGUCUUCUCGAGGGAUGGCAAGAAGUGGAUAAUUGAAUACCAAAAGGGUAACUCGAACCUAGUGGUCGAAAACGCGGAAAUGAACAACGUUGUGUACAUGUUCCGUUGCCGCGACUCUGCUCUCACUGUUCGCGGUAAGAUCAAUGGCGUGGUACUCGACUCGUGCACUAAGUGCGCCGUGGUCUUCGACAACCUGGUCUCCAGCGUCGAGUUCGUCAACUGUCAGUCGGUGCAGAUGCAGGUGCUUGGUAAGGUGCCGACGAUCUCGAUCGACAAGACGGACGGCUGCCAGAUCUAUCUCUCGCAGGAGUCCACGGACGUAGAGAUCGUGUCCUCCAAGUCUUCGGAGAUGAACGUGCUCGUGCCGAAGGGCAACGGUGACUAUACGGAGCACCCUAUUCCCGAACAGUUCAAAACGGUCCUGAACAAACCCUCCGGGCUCAUCACGACGCCCGUCGAGAACAAAGGCUAAACCGUUGGCCGCUGUACUGUUUGGUGCCGGGUACUCGCUGUACUUUAUUUUAUUCUCCAGAACACCGUAUAAUACCGUCUUAUCGGGCGAGUCUUUCAAUAUGCAACAUACUUACGUAUUACGUAUACUUUGCACGGAUUAAAUUUAUUCGUUCCUAUAUAUUCUUUUACCUUAUAAUUGAGGCGAUUCACCCACACUUCGACCGAAAUGCACAAAAUUUCUUCUUAUAUAAAAUAAUGUAAAGCCGAGUACACCCGGAGAACCCCGAUCAGUCUAAUUUAUAAUUCGUAAAUAAUUUGAUGCUCACUUUCUCAAUCCUAGACGUAUAUGACAUAAAUCAAAUAUGACGUAGAAAUAACUAUAAUUCGAGUAUUUACUGGCCUUUAUGUGAAUAUUAAGAUGUUCCUCGCUUAUUCGUGUUUUUAUAUUUGUUCAGUCAUCGGACAGCCGGAGUACUGCUUGGUACGGAACGUAGCGUUAGAUUAAUUAAGGAGUGUGAAUGUCUCGAUUUUGUAUUAGGUAUUUUGCAUUAUUAAUUCGACUAUUUGUAAUUGAAUAGUGAUUAUAAAACCCCGGAAUACGUCGGUCGUCGGAGCUUUCUCUAAGAUUACUUUCGAAGUAACUGUUGUAAUGACGAUUAAUUUUAUGUGAUCUUUCGAGAUAUUUUAUAAAAGGACAUCUGCUACAUUUUUUUAUUUGAUAAUAAUAUUGUAAUAAUUAAUAAUUGUAUUAAUGGAAGUAUUAUAAUAUGAAACCUUUGUUAAUCAGUAUCUGUGUUUCGUAAUUAUUGUGACUACUCUAAUAAGAAUUGUAAUUAUUUA